Plasmodium vivax (malaria parasite P. vivax) is the source of this 576-nucleotide messenger RNA. RefSeq lists its product as hypothetical. The coding region runs from base 1 to 576 and encodes 191 amino acids. The transcript is spliced from 2 exons. NCBI's taxonomy places the organism in Eukaryota, Apicomplexa, Aconoidasida, Haemosporida, Plasmodiidae. The record is from RefSeq and is a predicted model, not a curated record.
AUGGAGGAAUCAAUUUUUACUUACGUAAACAAGUUUCCUGAGUUUAAUACUAUAAUUUCUGGAAAAGAGAUAAAUUCAAGGGGUUCAGAUAAUGGAAAAUGUAAAAGUUUUAAAGAUGUAGAAUUAAUAGCAUACUCUGAUCCAAACAAUUCGUUUACUGAUACAUGCAAAAAAAUUGCUGAACAUCAUCAAGAAAUAAUAAAUAAGGCAAAAUCAUCUCAAAUUGCACUUUGUAAAUACAUCAAUUAUUGGAUUUAUGAUACACUACAGUCGAUGCCAGAAUUUUCCCAUAACAAAUUAUUAAAUAAGUUCUAUGAAAAAAUUGAAAAAUUAGAUUUUUGUAAACCGUACAGAAACUCCAUUGACAAAAGAACCUAUGACGAACUUAAAGAACUAUAUAAUAUGUAUGAACCUUACAUUAAGUUUAAAAAAGCAUCAUCAAAGAAUGGUAAUGGAUCGUGUGAAGAUGCAGAAAAUUUUUUUGAAUUAUAUGAACAAUAUGCAGGUAAAUGUAAACCGAAACAUAACACUCAUUUUUGCUGGGAAUUAAUAAAGAUCGGAGUAUAUUAUGAAUAG